AUCUCAAAUCUGCGUGUGGCGUUUGGGGCCUGCAAUUACAGUCGCCAUCUUCUUGUCAUCACAGACGUACGGAGAAGGACGACGGCCACCGAAAUUUACUACAAACCCAGCGUCAUUUUUCUCAGAGACAGGGUCGAGUCAGAACAGUUAGUUACAUGAGUACAUGGACUGCCUGCUAAUCGAUGCUUAUGGUUUUGAUAAGGCUGGUAUAGGUUUUCCCGGGUCGCUCAGCUCAAAGAUGGACGACAAAGCGGCGAGGGAAGACGCCUGCCGAGAGUAUCAGUCCUCGCUGGAAGACCUGACAUUCAACAGCAAGCCGCACAUCAACAUGCUGACCAUUCUGGCCGAGGAAAACAUCAACUUCGCCAAGGAUAUCGUCGCAAUUAUUGAAGCGCAAAUAAGCAAGGCCCCACCUACCGAGAAGCUUCCAGUUUUGUACUUAGUGGAUUCCAUAGUGAAGAAUGUUGGAGGAGAAUACCUUGCAGUGUUUGCUAAAAACCUAAUCACUUCAUUUAUAUGUGUCUUUGAAAAGGUGGAUGAAAACACUAGAAAGAGUCUGUUCAAGUUGCGUUCAACGUGGGACGAUGUGUUUCCCCUGAAGAAACUGUACGCGCUGGAUGUCCGGGUCAACUCAGUCGACCCGGCCUGGCCCAUCAAGCCACUGCCGCCCACUGUUAAUGCCAGCAUUCACGUCAACCCCAAGUUUUUAAAACAGUCCGAGGAGGUGUCCUCGCCACAGCCUGUUCCUGCCCCUCAGCCUUCGACACCACCUGCAACAGUAGAGCCUGCUCCCCAGCCAGCCCCUGCUGUGAGCCAGUACAGCAUGACCCAGGAGCAGCUGAUCCGGCAGCAGCUACUGGCUAAACAGAAGCAGCUUCUGGAGCUUCAGCAGAAGAAGAUCGAGCUGGAACUGGAGCAGACCAAAGCCCAGCUGGCUGGUGGAUUUGUGUUGCCAACAUCAACUCCAGUCUCCACCCCAGCACCACCCAGUACGGUGCCAAAGCCUGCAAGUCAAGCUGCCCCAGUGGUUCGACCCUGGAUCCCUCCUCAGACUCAGACAGACACCAAGUCAUCCACCAGAGACCCCCGUCUGAACCGCCCCGGGCCCCCAGCUGCCUCCCAGCCCAAAGAACAGCCUGCUGGGAAGAAAACAGACGCAGCCACAAUAGGAAGUCCUGCUGCUGCAACACCUGAUAAAUCCACCCGGCCCGACAAGGCCAGGACCCAGAGGAAGGAGGUGCUAGAGGAGAAGCCUAAGUCCAAGUCCCCAUCUCCGAUGGCUAAAAGUGUUCAAAGUAAAACCAAACCUGUGGAGGCUGAGAUUCACAAGUCAGGUGACGGCACAAAGAAAGAUCCGAGGCUGAGAAAACGCACGCAAGACAAAACUGCAGAGGCCAAGGACGACGAGCUGAAGGAGAAGAAAAGAUGCACUGACAAGAAGGAAAGAGAUGAGGCUGCACGGGGAGCAGAGCCUCAGAGAUUCACCAAAGGGAAGCUGGUGAACGGCUCGGUGACCAAACACGAGCGUGAUGAGUCCUCAGAGAAGGCUGAGUUCAAGUCUGGAGGCAAUGCCCGGACGCAUGCCAGAAAACGCACCCGUUCGCGCUCCAGGUCGCGCUCCCCCACCUCCUCUCCAAAGAGAAAAGACAGACGCUCGCCCAAGAGCAGAGCCAGAAGCAGCUCCUUGUCCCCGUCGCCCUCUCGCAAAUCCAGCAAGCCCAGGAGGAUCCGCACAGACGAAUCAGAACAUGGGAAGGCCGGCCGAGAGGACAGGCUCACACCCAAAAAGAACCAGUUGGAGAGCAGGAGGUCAAAGAGACCGGCGGAGGAGCGGCACUCCGAAUCCAGAGAAUCUCACUCCCCACGGAGCCAUGACGGAGGAGCCAAGGAGAACAAGGACGCUCCUCAUCGCUGGAGGAGCGGCUGGGAGGAGAGCAAACAUCUGAAGCUGUCGGAGGAAUCUCACACAAAGCCUGGUCCUCCAAGACACAAGCAGUAUGGCACCCCGAAUCGCCCCAUCACUGCCACUACCCCCCGAACCCCGAAGCAUCGCCUCAGCGUGGAUGCCAACCUGCAGAUACCUGAAGUUCUCAAUUCUGCCUCUAAGAAGGACCUGCUCAGGAGGGCCAGUAAGCGUCUGGAGAGUGGGGAGAUUUCCCAGGAGGAUUUCCUGAACAUGGCCCACAAGAUCAAAAAUUUCUUCCAGUACCAGGAGGAGAAGCAGCAGCACUGUGAGAGCUGGGAUGACUCUGGGAACUUUAAAAAACAGCCGCUGCUGACCACCCCCCCCUCCACUCAGCUCCGCCUUCACGACGGCAUGGAUGCAGCAGAGCUGUCCUACUACGAGCACAAGUCCAAGCUGAGGAAGACCCAGGUCACCCGUCCAGCUGCUGGAGAGGAGUGGGAAGCUGAAGAGAGUCCAGAGGAGAGUGAGGAAGCAGCGCAGGGUGAGAAGAGUGGUGGUGGCGGCAGGAACGUUGGACAGCCACCAUCACAUAAAUACAACCGGCCACCACGAGACAGGCAAGGUGAAAGGCGGAGUAAAGAGCGUGAAGAGACGCGGCCUCCGCUCGGCCCCAUGAUCGAGGAGUACAACCACGGCAAAGAGUUCCCCACUCUGAAAUCCCUACCAGGUCUUCGCUUCAGGAGGAGAGCCGACCCCAGAGAGUCCAGUGAGAGAGAGUGGACGUCUCCGCUGAUGGAGCGCCAGCGUUAUGACGAGCAGAAGAGCGGCUAUGAUGCUCCGCGAAGGUACGGCCCACCUGCCGACUCCAGACACCCCGACCUGCGAAGACCAGAGGGACCUCCACCCUCUGGCACUGUGGUCCACAGGAACUGUUCGAGCCCGGCAGGUCUGGACCCGCCGGUCCCCAGGUUUGAACGUGAGCGCCUGUCACCUUUACACCAGAAAGAGUCAGCAGAAAUGAGCCCAGUCCCACGCUUCGAGAGCCCCAACAGUGAGCACUCUGACGACGGACCCCUCAAUCUGAAUGUCCCCCCUCCUCACCCUCAUCCUCCCCCCAAAUCCAUCCUCAAGGCACCGGGCCGUGGAGGACCGCUGUCUUCUGUCCGGCAGCACAGUGACUCCCCAGGACACACACCUCCUCAUGAUGGAGGACACCCCGCCUCCCGGUACGAUGGGCCUGGACACAUGGGCCCCUCCAGACCGCACCCUUCAGGGUGGUAUGAAGUUGGCGGCCCUGGGCACUACGAUGACUCAUCACGGUUUGAUGGGCCGCACCACAAGGGUCCUGGCAGAUAUGAUGGUGGCCUGCCCCAUCACAACAUGCCCGAGCGUUUUGAUGGACCUGGGCGAUGUGACGGCCCCCACAUGUCUCACGGUCCAGCAAGAGGUGGAGAUGGUAUGGGGCGGUUUGAUGGUCCCCCUCACCCUCAAGGCCCCGGGAGGUUUGAUGGUCCUGUUAGUCAGCAGCCCCCUGCGAGGUUUGAGGGGCCAGGACACUUUGAGGGCCCCGUGCAGCGCUUUAAUAAUAUGGCUCAUGGUCCUGGGUCUGGACCAAUGGGCUUCCAGCAGCAGCGGCCCAUGCGCUUCGAGGGUCCUCCAAACCAGAUGGGACCGAUGAGGUUUGAAAGCCCCGGACCGAUGCGCUUUGAUGGGCCUGGUCAGCCAGGGCCCCGGUUUGACAUGCCCGGUGGGCCCCCACUCUAUGAGUCGGCCCCUGGCCAGCAGGGCCCCAUGAGGUUCACUUCCCAACACAACCUGCAGCCGCCUGUGAGAACAUUGGCCCCGCCCGUCUACGACAAUCCCAUGGUCCCUCAGCAGAACCUCAGUAUGGGCCCCCAGCGUUUCCCAGAGCCUAUGAACCCUCAGUUCCCUGCAGGGCCGAUGACGUUCCAGGGUCAGCCGAACUUGCAGCAGGCAGGAAACUUCAAUAUGCAGCCUGCCCCGCCCUUCAGCCAACAGGCCCCCGGCCCCUUCUACAAUCCUGCCGCCCCCAGCAUCAGCAUGCAGCAGCCGGUAAACAUGAUGACAACCCUCAACCAGGGCUUCCUGCCUCAGAACGCAGUGCCUUUCAGACAGCAGGCUCCUCCUGUUGUCCCCCCAGAGAACCACUUUGGUCAGGUUGAUGUUAACGACCUCCUGUCCAAACUCAUCUCCACUGGGAUCAUCAAGCCCUCGCAGCCCGACGCGGCGCCAGCUGCUGGCAACGAAACUUCAACCACAGUCCCAGCAGCUUCACCUGUGGUGGAGGAGGAAGAUGAGGAGGAGCCGGAGGUGGAGGAGGGGGAUGUCCCAGAUCUCACCAGCUUCACCAUCGAGGACAUGAAACAACGUUUCGAGAGCGUCGUGACCAAGUUGUACUCGGGGAAUCAGUGCUGUCUGUGCAGCAUGAGGUUCACUGCCUCACAGACCGACAUGUACGCCGACCACCUGGACUGGCACUUCAGACAGAACCAUGCUGGGAAGGUCGCCAGCAAGAAGGUCACCCACCGCCGCUGGUACUACAGCCUCAGGGACUGGAUUGAGUUUGAGGAGAUCGCUGACCUGGAGGAGCGAGCCAAAAGUCAGUUCUUUGAGAAGGAGAACGAGGAGGAGGUUCAGAAGAACCAGGCAGCUGCCAAAGAGAAGGAGUUCCAGAGUGUGAAAGCCACCAAGGACCAAGUGGGAGAGUCAUGCGAAAUCUGUCAGGAGCCGUUUGAGACAUACUGGGUGGAGGAGGAGGAGGACUGGUUCCUGAAGAACGCCAUCCGGGUCGACGACAAGAACUUCCAUCCAUCCUGCUUUGAAGAUUAUAAAAAUUCGUCGUACAUCGAUGUCACGCCGUCGCCCAACAAGGCGCUCACCGAUCACCCGCUGAGCGCCUUCAUGAAGACAGAAGAAGACACUUCCUGUUCUGCUGCAGUCAAACAGGAAGUGGAGUCAGAGGCUGUUGAGGUUCCUGAUGUGAAGGAGGAGGAGGUUGUAAAGGACGAAGUGCAAUCAGAUCAAAGUAAAAUGUAACGCUGCUGCUGCCUCACCUUCACCUUUUCUUUGCUUUUGGAAAGAGAAGGUGUUUUUAUCGUGCCGAGGACGAGUCCUCAGCAACGUAAACCUCAAUACAUUUUUGUAUUUGGAUUCUGCGUGACCAUUUCAGGUCUUUUGUUCUGUGAGUCAAAUUACAACUGAACUGUUUAUUUAAAAAAGAAAAUGUUUUGUUCCCUCUGGAUGAACGAUGUAAAUGAUUUAAUUUAUAAAUUAAAGUAUUUUUGGUA
This is a messenger RNA of Scatophagus argus, 5214 nucleotides long. It is a transcript of the gene pcf11, whose product is annotated as PCF11 cleavage and polyadenylation factor subunit. The coding region runs from base 164 to 4963 and encodes 1599 amino acids. The record is from RefSeq and is a predicted model, not a curated record. The transcript has 17 exons. Lineage: Eukaryota; Metazoa; Chordata; Actinopteri; Scatophagidae. Gene Ontology annotation, cellular component: cytoplasm; mRNA cleavage factor complex. Gene Ontology annotation, molecular function: RNA polymerase II complex binding; phosphatidylinositol binding; mRNA binding. Gene Ontology annotation, biological process: termination of RNA polymerase II transcription.